Molecule: messenger RNA, 1356 nt
Organism: Alternaria atra
Lineage: Eukaryota; Fungi; Ascomycota; Dothideomycetes; Pleosporales; Pleosporaceae
Exons: 1
Coding region: 1-1356 (451 amino acids)
Molecular function (GO): protein binding
Source: RefSeq, a predicted model, not a curated record
AUGGAAGCCGGAGCAGCCGGAGUGCUCUAUGCAGCCGAGAAUCUUCUCGAGGGAGCUGUCGCCCUCGUCAAGGGCAUAACUCAUCCGACACUGCCUAUCAAGGCAAAUCUCACACGUAUAUCAUCCGUUCCACUCCGUCGCUCGCAUCACACAGUCUCGGUCGUCAAAGGCCGCGCAUACAUUUUUGGGGGAGAGACCGAGGCCGGCAAGCUCGCAGACAAUGAUAUGCACGUUGUCAUUCUACCGUCGAGCGGCGUUCUCGAUGCCGAUUACACCAAGUAUCCGGCUCGUGCGGCAAACGGCCUAGACGAUGUACCGAACUCGAGAAAGGGACACACGGCUGCGGUGAUAGGGGAUAGCAUAUACAUGUUUGGCGGCGAAGGAGAGGGUGUAGCAAACGAGAAGGGGCGGGUUUGGGUUUACGACACGAUAUCAAAUACUUGGUCUUACCUCGAUCCAGCCAAGGACACGCUCUUUCCCAGCCAGCGAACUGGUCAUGCUUCAGCGAGCUCAGACCUCCCCAGUCCGAAGACGACGACGUAUGUUGAAAAGGCGCCGCAAGCACCUGCCGACCCUGCAAAACAUGUUCCUGAACCGCCGGAAGCAAACUCGUAUGGGACUAUCUUUGUGGUUGGAGGUCGCGAUACUUCGAGCAACGACCUUGCGAACGAUGCGCUUGCGUUUGAUGUCAAGACGCGAACAUGGACCAACAUACCUACUCCAUCAGGUCAGCCACGAGAAGGCGCGAGCUUGGCACUCAUUGGCAGUCGCUUGUAUCGAUUUGGUGGCAAGGGCAUUGAGACGUUUGCCUCGGGUGCAACAGAGUACGUAGACGCAUCACAUGUGUGGACGCAUGCAGAACGCGGGACUACACCGGUCGCGAGCGGCUGGAGCUGGGAAGAAGUGAAGCACAGAGAUAGCCAAGGUAGCACCGCUAUAGCACCACAGGCGCGAGCAGACGCAGGACUUGUCGGUGUCACCACAGGCCAAGGGCGACACUAUCUGUUAGCUGUUGGUGGAGAGACUGAGGAUGGGAGUUACCUCGACGACAUAUGGGCGUUGCAACUUGCACCUGAACGCUCCACAGCCGCUGCAGCUAAAGACACCAUCCGCGCGGGCAUAAAGAGGGAUACACAUGAGUCGCAGUGGGCCGAGGUGGUAUAUCGGUACGUAGACACAAAGGGCGAAGAAGAGAGGGAGAUACCGGGGGAACCAAAGAGAGGUCUCGGAGCAAGAGGUCACUUCGCUAUCGCCAAGGGCACAGAGGUUGAUGGAGCGACAUGUGUAGUGUGGGGCGGUGUUGACACGAACGGUAGUGUCUUGGACGAUGGUUGGAUGAUUACUGUUGACAGAUGA